AUAUCCUUUGGAAAAAUUCUUACCAAUGGAAAACGUUUCGAAAGCGUGCGCACAUGGAAGUUGUCUCAGGUACAAUGGGAUUUUGCUAAUGCGGUAUAAUCCGUGAUUCAUGAUUUGUUAAAACUUUACAAUCAGUUCGUGUGAAAAGUUGAAUAUGCUGAGAUGGUGCGAGGACUCUAUAAGGCGGCAGCAGCGACAGGACAGUGGCCAUGUGCAUGAGCGGUUGGGAAAUGAGAGCGGCUCGCGGCACCUCGGCUGCUCCGAGGGAGAGCCCGUUACGAGCACGCGCACCAGGUUUGAGGAAGAGAAGCAGGCGCGAGAUCGGGUCUGUUCAAAGACCGAUGCGAAUUGGCUCGACUUUGGCGAGUCAGACUACUUGCUCCACCGGCGAGACAAGGAAAAUGGGACUCGACAAUGUAACCGAGCGGGCGGCAGAAAGCGAGUUUCUUUACCAGAGACUUGUUCUCAUACUCCAGAAGUGAGAGACAUGGAAAACGAACCUGACGGCGAUGGCACUGGGGUUCACGGCGUAAUGGGCACCAAGCGCAGGUUGGGAAAGGUCGCUGCGGAACCUGGCAGCGGCACCAAUGCGUUCGUGCAAGGUGACAACGCAGGCGGGUCGCACCGGCCAGUUGUAGAACCCGAGCGCGCGACUGAGCUCCAACGGCUGCCCGUGGAAUCGGCAGGCGCGAGCGGGCUCUCGGUGGGGCGCGUGGAACCUAGUGACAGUUCGCACCGCCUGGAACUACGCUGGGAACAUGACAACUAUGCGAGCGCGCCGCUGGCAGACUGGGACUGCGCGGAGCCACUGCGCAAACGCCCGUGUUCCCAACAAGUAAAUAAACAAGCGGACAUGUCGCUCACGUACAACACGAACCCUCCACAUGCCAGCACGGACCACAGUCCUGCAGAUGUGCAAACCCAAAUAGCAACACUACGCGGAGAUUAUUUGGAUCCACUAAACAUAUCUUUAAUUAAAAGCUCAGGUAAUUUAGAAAGUGACAAUAAAGCGAAGAGAAAAGAUGUAGGUGGUGAGGAUGAACUACCAAAAUGUUCUAAAGGAGUUUCUAAUAACAGAGAGGAUCAGUGUCAAGUAAAAUGCGAAUCAUGGGUAGUAUCUGAUACUUUGAAUAAGCAUCUUUGUCCCAAAACUACAAGCAAUAAGAGAAUGAACUUGUCAAGGUUGGUGUUAGAUCAUAUAGCACCUUGCAUGAAUCAAUAUGGCUUAUGUUUUGUGGACAACUUCUUGGGGCACAAAAUUGGUGACAAAAUUUUGCAAGAAGUUGUUACUCUCUAUCAGAGUGGCAGUUUUGAGGAUGGAACAUUGGCAGGGCAGAGUACCAGUUCAGAUAAGGAAGUAACUGCACCAACUGGCACUUCCAAUAAAACUAUUCGUGGAGACAAAAUAAUGUGGGUGCAGGGUACUGAGCCUGGAUGUGCAUCGAUAGGACUUCUUAUGCAAAGAAUGGAUAAACUUAUAUUGCACGCCGAUGGGAAACUUGGGCAGUACAGAAUCAGAGGAAGACACAAGGCAAUGGUAGCCUGCUACCCAGGGAAUGGAACAGGGUAUGUUCGGCAUGUUGACAAUCCAACUGGUGAUGGUCGUUGUGUGACAUGUAUUUAUUACCUGAAUAAAAACUGGGAUGCAAAGGUGGAUGGUGGUAUUCUUCGAAUAUUUCCAGAAGGAAAGUCCUAUGUAGUUGACGUUGAGCCAAUGUUUGAUAGAUUGUUGUUAUUCUGGUCUGAUCGAAGAAAUCCACAUGAAGUACAGCCAGCAUAUUCUGUCAGAUAUGCCAUUACUGUGUGGUAUUUUGAUGCAGAGGAGAGGGCUGAAGCCAGAACUAGGUACCGUAAUCGAGCAGCUUCUGGACAAACUACAAGCUUUUCGUCAUGACAGUAAUAGUUGUGAAACUUGAACAAUGAGCUAAGCCUUUGAAUAGUGAUCAUUCACAUGAUCUUUUCAUCAGCUCCAAAAACAAGUGUCCCUCCAUGAUAAUCCCAUUUAAUGCCAUGCUUUUGAAUAAUAGUAUGUUGACUUCUACUCUUGUCCAUAAUAGAGAUGGUACUGGCUGCUGUUUAGCCUACCUUUCAGUAAAAACAAUUUUAGCACUAUUAAUCUGUAAAUCAAUAUUGCACAAAAUAGAAUUCAGUGUCAACAUAAUUAUACUUAAAGAAUAUAGCAAAAGUGACAUGAUGAUAACAUGAUGUGUUAAAUAUUAUGACCAUCUUAAAUAAUUAGGUCUAAUAUUGCACUUUAUACAGAUUAUUUCCAGAUUGCAAUGGCGCUGAUUAAUACAUUUUAAUGGCUUUUUUUUCUUCUUCUAUUCAAAAGCACAUGAAUGAUUUUAUUUGUGGCAUUUUUUCUAUCUUUAACCAUUGAGGUUGCUUGAUUAUCACCUACUGAUUGUAAUUAAAAAUAUUUGUUCCACAUUUAUGUACCAUGUAAAUGAAGCUGAUAACCUUAAAGCUUUAUUUGAUUUUUCUCUAUUUAUAUGGAAGCUAAAUGUAUUGUUGUGCAAAAAUACACAUUUCUUCUGAUAUUACUAUGAACAAUCUUCAUCGCACUGCAUUGUGAUUAAUCUUAGUAAGUCUUUUACUUUUAUCCUCCAAUGAAUUGGAAUUUACCCUUGUUUAUGAAUACUUUUUGCAUUACUAUAUCAAACUUGUGUUAACUUUGUCUGAAGAAGAAACAAUACAACAUUAUAUGUGAAAUUAUUUCUGUUGCUGCCUUUAAUAGUUUCAUGGCAAUUUCUAAAAUAACUUGAAUAUGUGAGCAGCAAAAUUUCUGAGUUUACAGCUGGAUGCCACCUUGUAUGCUGGUCAACAAAUUGGCAAUCCAGUAGUGGCAAUAAACAAGUUGUACUGGAAGGCAUCUUUGAAAACUAUAAGACUUAUGUCUUCAGGCAAUAAAAUAGUCCUUGCAAUCAGGACAAAGAUAUGGUUUUA
Messenger RNA from Carcharodon carcharias (great white shark), 2946 nucleotides. It is a transcript of the gene egln3, whose product is annotated as egl-9 family hypoxia-inducible factor 3. Gene Ontology annotation, molecular function: peptidyl-proline 4-dioxygenase activity; L-ascorbic acid binding; ferrous iron binding. NCBI's taxonomy places the organism in Eukaryota, Metazoa, Chordata, Chondrichthyes, Lamniformes, Lamnidae. The record is from RefSeq and is a predicted model, not a curated record. The transcript has 5 exons. Gene Ontology annotation, cellular component: nucleus; cytoplasm. Gene Ontology annotation, biological process: cellular response to hypoxia; peptidyl-proline hydroxylation to 4-hydroxy-L-proline. Bases 155 to 1894 code for a protein of 579 amino acids.